CAAACGUUUUCCCUCCUCCCCCAGUCUUCCCUCCUCGCCCACCCCACUUUCUUCCUCCACUCUCCCUUCUCCCCCACCCCCAGUCUCCCGGCGGCGGCCUAGCUUUUCCUUCCACUCCACCUCAGAAACACCAAGCGACUUGUAUUAUUUCCCACGCGACCAUAUACACGCUACACAACCAGCGACUAACUUUUUCUCAAACUCGCAAGGAUUGCAUUUUCUAUUUUUGAGGGAUAAUGGACGACAAAAUAAUUAAGAAAGUAGGCUUGUGAGCUGACUUUUCUUCGGGCUGAUUUUACUCGGGAGGGUAAGUAGGAGGAGAACGUAUGUGCAGGAGGACAAACUUAUGUGCGUGCGUGUUUUAAACUUCUGCGACGUACAACUUUCCAUUGUUUUCGUUUUCAGUUUUAAGAGGUUGCUAGUUGUUUUUACACCAGUAUACGAUUAUUCGUGAAUUAAACUGUUUGGAAUCGUCGAUGUGGGUUGUAGCGUUAGCUAGUUUUUCUAGCCCAAAAUAAAAUACGCGACAAGAAACGAGUGGAACAACUCCAGGAAUCAACUAGCUAGUUAACUAGUUAGCUUAGCAUGGCUAACUAACGUUAGCUAGCUAACACACUGAACAGUCGUUGGAUGCUUAUUUUUGCAGAGUUUGCAACAACUCGUCUUGUUCAUGGCUAAUCUCGUUACUACCACUGGAAAUCGUGGUAUUCCAAAUAAUACAGGGAACUAGCUAGCUAACGUUAGCAGGGUGUUUUGAAACUCGGUGGGUACGACAUCACUUCCACGGCAAGACAACAGUGAGUGUGUUUUUAGAAAUUCAAGAUGCCGCAGCUGGACGGAGGAGGAGGAGAUGAUUUGGGAGCCAACGACGAGUUGAUCUCGUUUAAAGACGAGGGGGAGCAGGAGGAAAAGACUGCCGAGAAUGUGUCAUCUGAGCGGGACCUGGACGAUGUUAAGUCUUCACUGGUCAACGAGACGGAGAACAACAGCAGUUCGUCUGACUCCGAGCAGGCAGUCAGUCAUAGACGUCCCCAGCAUCACAUACCGGAUUGGGAGAGUUAUGUCAGACAGAGAGAGUUCGUUGCAGAAGCUCUGAGGAGACAGCAACACGACAGUGGAUUGUUCAAGGCAUCUCUGUACGCUGGCUAUCCCUUACUGAUGAUCCCUGACCUGGGUAACCUAGCCAACCUGGGCCACUUGGGGAACCUUGGCAACCCCUACCUUUCUCCUGGAGUCCUCUCACCCGGCGCCAGGACGUCCAAUAAGGUACCAGUGGUGCAGCAUAGUCACCUGUCCCCCUUCUCCCCACUCCUGUCCUACAGUCCAGACCCCUUCCCCCCACGGACACCCCCUCCUCACCUCUCAGCUGACACGGGUCUUCCCCCCACCCCCCACCCAGCAGAGCUCUCUCCUUACUACCCUCUCUCUCCUGGAGGCAUGGAACACAUGACACACCCCCUGAGCUGGCUGCAGGGCCAGUCCAUGUACGGUAUUCCAGUGGGGGGGUUUAGACCAUCCUACCCUGCAGCUCUCGCCUUGAACUCUUCCAUGUCCAGCUUUGUGUCCAGUCGUUUCUCACCCCACAUGGUCCCGCCUCCCCAGACGUCAGUCCCCCACCCUGCCAUUGUUUCCACGGCGAUCAAACAGGAACCGAGAGACAGCAACCAGCACGGGAGGUGUGCUGUGUCUAUGGGGGACAGAGAGAAGGAGGAGAAGAAGCCUCAUGUGAAGAAGCCUCUGAAUGCCUUUAUGCUGUACAUGAAGGAGCAGAGACCCAAGGUGGUGGCUGAGUGCACCCUGAAGGAGAGCGCUGCCAUCAACCAGAUUCUGGGACGCAGGUGGCACACUCUGUCUCGUGAGGAGCAGUCUAAGUACUAUGAUAUGGCCCGCAAGGAGAGACAGCUACACUCCCAACUCUACCCUGGAUGGUCAGCUAGAGACAACUACGGGAAGAGGAAGAAAAGGAAGAGAGAUGGCAGGCCAGAGACUGCUCCAGAGGGACAGAUGACACAUCUCCAGUCAGCUGCUUCAGAGGAGCACUUCUCCGCGCAGCUCAAAAAGUCGUGUGUGUCGUAUGGAACUCAGGAGAGACCCAGUGUGUCUCACACACACCUGACACACACACACCUGUCCCAGGCUAGUCCCGCCUCCUCUCUGGACUCUCCAGCCACGCCCACCACUGCUCUGGCCUCCCCUGCCGCUCCCGCACCCACACACACCGAACACACACACUCACACUCCGAGCACACACAUCCUGAGCAGGUCCAGCCCCUCUCCCUCACCACCAAACCCCCUCGUCUGCAGUCACACAGGGACACACACGGUCAGGCUUACACCCACAUCCAGUCUCACACACAUCCACAUUUAUUAACUCACACACACCUCCCCCCGCCCCCUACCCCCAAUACCUCUUCAUCUUCAUCCCCCUCCUCUCAUCCCCCAUUUUCUCUCCACAUGAACUCAUCCAGCAAACAGACUCCACCACUUCUGUCUCGACCAAUCCCCUUUGCCUCUGGCUUAGCUCCUCCCACCUCUAUCCACGAAUCAACAAUGAGCUCCCAUCAUGCCAUGCUCCAGUCCCAGCCACUCUCCCUCGUCACUAGAAAUAAUAAUUAAAACCCAAAGACGCUAACCACAGAUCUAUGAUCAGAUUCCUCUAAGGCCAGCCGUAACCUUAAGCAUUACACUACCCCUAACCACAGAUACCUCUAAACCCUGUCUAAUCAUGGGUGGGAUGAAAGAAUAUCUGACCCCUUGUCAGUGUGUAGGACAGUCCACUCUACUCUGUGGGCAGGGGUGAACAACUCCUUGAGGGCUACAUGAUGCUCCAGCCUAGCAACACACACAAUUUAAAUAGUGUUUGAAUAGAGGUUUAAAUGAAGAUCAUUAUUCAUUGAUUAGCGGAAUCAUGUUAGUGUUGGGCUGGGGAAAAAGCCUGCAACACCCCCUGUUGCCUUAGGAUUAGGGCCAAUUUCUUCCUACUUUUUUUAUUGCUUUUUUUGUCUGUAAAUAAACUUUUUUAACCUUUUAUAGAUAUUAGACCUGGUUUUAUAUUAGUAUGAAAAGGAAACAAUUAUUGGUCAAUAUUUGACCACACCUCUUAACUUGUGUUCAUGUAACUACAUUCUUUUGUCAAAUGGUAUUGCAACAUCUUACCUUUUUUUGUAUUCAUUUGUCCAAUUUGCUACUUGUAUAAAAUACAAAAAAGUAAAGGUUAAUUUUUUAAAGAAAAAUAGAUCAAAGUACGUUUCAGUCUUUGUUGUAGUAAUGUGUGUAGAUCUGUUUUCCCUCCCUCCCCUAUUCUUUUAUAACCCCCCGUAUGACUGAGUCUUGAUAAUAAACAUCUACUUAUUUCUGAAAA
Salmo salar (Atlantic salmon) is the source of this 3361-nucleotide messenger RNA. NCBI's taxonomy places the organism in Eukaryota, Metazoa, Chordata, Actinopteri, Salmoniformes, Salmonidae. The record is from RefSeq and is a predicted model, not a curated record.